Oppia nitens is the source of this 1263-nucleotide messenger RNA. Its product is annotated as protein Aster-B-like. Gene Ontology annotation, molecular function: sterol transfer activity; sterol binding. Gene Ontology annotation, biological process: intracellular sterol transport. Gene Ontology annotation, cellular component: plasma membrane; endoplasmic reticulum-plasma membrane contact site; endoplasmic reticulum membrane. The coding region runs from base 46 to 1263 and encodes 405 amino acids. NCBI's taxonomy places the organism in Eukaryota, Metazoa, Arthropoda, Arachnida, Sarcoptiformes, Oppiidae. The transcript has 4 exons. The record is from RefSeq and is a predicted model, not a curated record.
UUAAUUUGAUUAAUUUAAUUUUGAUUUAAAAUAUUAUACACACCAAUGAUUGGCUUUCAAAUGACUCACUAUACUACUAAUCAUAAACAUAAUAAAGCAUUGGACAGUAAUAUUGUUACCAAUAAUAAUAACAACAAUAUCAUUACCAAUGGCAGUACUACUAAUGGUAAUCAUAAAAAACUACCGAAACGGUCGAUAUCGUGGACACAAUUGCUAUUACCGUCGUAUAAGUCCCGACUCCUAGAGUUUCGCCGAUUGUUUACCAAAUCGGUUCCGACUAACGAACGACUGAUUGCCGACUUUUCCUGUGCCCUGCAAAAGGAAAUCCUAAUUCAGGGGCGACUAUACCUAUCGAUGAACUACCUGUCCUUUCAUGCCAACAUAUUCGGCUGGGAAACCGUUGUCAGCAUACGGUUGGCCGAUGUCCGGUCACUAAACAAAGCCAAUACCAUACGGGUUAUACCUAAUGCCAUACAAUUGGUUACCAGUGACGGCCAUAAGUAUAUAUUCACUUCAUUUGUGGCCCGAGAUAAGGCAUUCAAACGUGUCUAUCGGCUGUGGCAGGACGUACUGAUUGGCCAGAAAAUGUCGAUACCGGAAGUUUGGCAACUCAUACGCCAUAACUACGGUACCGAUUUGGGACUGUCGUCCGAUUCGGGCGGCGAUGAAGAGCUGGAUCAGGAACUGGAUGUCGUUACCCGUAAUAACAUCAAUAUGGUUGAAGAGGAACUGGUGGCCGACGACGACGAUGAUGAUGAUGACGAUCUGGAUGUGGUUGGGGUCGACACCACAGAUGAUGUUUUUGCUGAUAAACCUGUUAAUCAAAGAAAGCGCCAUAAAAUAGCUUCCAUAGCCUCGUUACUUAAGUGCCCGGAGCCUGAUAUGGCUGUCCAUGGCCAGCUUAUUGGCGAUCGGCUAGUCAUCGGUGGACAGCAUACUACUACUACUACUACAAGUGAUAAUAAUAAUAAAUACAAAUCGUUUGUACGGCUAAUACCAAAAUGGCUGAACAAUAACUCCCUGUUCGCCGCCAACAGUGCCGCCAAAGAGUCGCUAUUGUUAAGGAUAUUACUAUUAUUGUCACUAAUGUUAUUGAUAGUCAACAUCACUGUACUCUAUAAACUAACUAAUAUUAAUCAAAACUAUUACGACUACUAUAAUAGUCAACAACAAAAACAUACAUAUCUUGACGUAAAUAUUCAUCAAUUAAGACAAUCGUUAGAUUUAAGCAAACGUUUAGUUAAAGAUUUAGCUGGACUUUGA